Molecule: messenger RNA, 1381 nt
Organism: Chroicocephalus ridibundus (black-headed gull)
Lineage: Eukaryota; Metazoa; Chordata; Aves; Charadriiformes; Laridae
Gene: SLC25A14
Product: solute carrier family 25 member 14
Exons: 9
Coding region: 81-953 (290 amino acids)
Biological process (GO): transmembrane transport
Molecular function (GO): transmembrane transporter activity
Source: RefSeq, a predicted model, not a curated record
GGUGUGUCCUCUUCUUCCCGCCCCACCCUCCUUGCUUCCGCUUCCGGGUCGGCCCCGCAGCCGCCCCGCUCCGCCAUGCCAUGUCCGCGCUCAACUGGAAACCCUUCGUGUACGGCGGGCUCGCCUCCAUCGUGGCCGAGUUCGGCACCUUCCCCGUGGAUCUCACCAAGACGCGGCUGCAGGUGCAGGGCCAGAGCGCCGAUGCCCGGUUCCGUGAGGUGCGGUACCGCGGCAUGUUCCAUGCCCUUUUCCGUAUCUGCCGGGAGGAGGGCGGCCGGGCUCUCUACUCGGGGAUUGCCCCUGCAUUGCUGAGACAGGCGUCUUAUGGCACCAUAAAGAUUGGCAUUUACCAGAGUUUGAAGCGGCUGUUUGUGGAUCGGAUGGAAGAUGAAACGUUGCUAAUCAAUGUCAUCUGCGGGGUGGUUUCAGGGGUGAUCUCCUCAGCAAUUGCCAAUCCGACAGACGUGCUGAAGAUUCGAAUGCAGGCUCAAGGCAGCUUAUUCCAGGGUGGCAUGAUUGGCAGCUUCAUCGACAUCUACCAGCAGGAGGGUACCCGAGGCCUCUGGAGGGGUGUUGUCCCAACAGCUCAGAGAGCUGCCAUCGUGGUGGGGGUGGAACUGCCGGUCUACGACAUCACCAAGAAGCACUUAAUUCUGUCAGGCCUGAUGGGUGACACCAUCUUUGCCCACUUCGUCUCCAGUUUUACAUGCGGGCUGGCUGGGGCCAUUGCCUCCAACCCUGUGGACGUGGUGCGGACACGGAUGAUGAACCAGCGGGCGAUAGUGGGCAGCACGGAGCUCUACAAGGGCACUCUGGACGGCCUGGUGAAGACAUGGAAGAGCGAGGGCUUCUUUGCACUCUAUAAAGGUUUCUGGCCCAACUGGCUUCGGCUCGGUCCCUGGAACAUUAUUUUUUUUAUCACAUACGAGCAGUUGAAGCGCCUUCCAUUCUGACCGCUGGCUUCGUUCCACGAGAGUCAUCGUCAAGACCUGCAGCAGAGAGCUUUGCUGCAGCCUUCCUCUCCAUCUCACCAUCCCCAUCUUUUGAUGUUUUGGUACCUGUGGGUCCGGGCUGUCCCCCUCCCCAAACGCAUGGUCCCUGGAGCAUGAUCCGCCCGAGGCGGAGCUGGGAGGCUGGUGGCAGGUGCUGCAUGUUUUUUCCCUCGGAGGCAAGUAUUAACAGCGUGCGAGUGUCUGGGCCUGAAGCAGUAUCUUCUGUGAAGAUCGGUGCAUUCCAGUGGCCUUUGGGUGCAGCUGUGGUUCGCUGUUUGGCUCGUGACCGUGUUUCUGCCGUGCCCACGGGGCGAGGCUGGAGCCUGGGAAGGGACGCGAUCAUGUUUUCUUGCGGAAUUGUAACCUCAUUAAAUUAUUUAUUGACUGGA